AUCCUCCCUUCCUCCCUCUCUGACUUUCUCCCUUCCUCUCUCCCUCUCUCUCCUCUAUCUUUUGAGCUUCCAAACAAACACCUUCUUCCAGGCUGAAGCUGGGCUGGUCUCCCUAGGCGCAGCAGCCACAACAAUCCCCGCAGUUCAAAGUUAGGCAGCAAUUGCACAACUUCCAGCAACUCUCUCAGCCAGCUGCUAAUGAGCUUGAAAGCAAGUAACAUCUGAGGAGUUGAAAAGGAAGCUUCCAGCCUUCCUCCCUUCACAAGAGAGACCCAAACACCCCUCCCAGGGCCCAGAUUACUUUGAGAUAAGGACUGUGUUAUUUGCUUGCCUUGCCGGACAGACCAUGGCUCCCUUUGGAAGGAACUUGCUGAAGACACGACAUAAAAACAGAUCUCCAACUAAAGACAUGGAUCCUGAAGAGAAGGAAAUUGUGGUUUGGGUUUGCCAGGAUGAGAAGAUUGUCUGCGGAUUAACUAAACGCACCACCUCCAUCGAUGUCAUCCAGGCGCUGCUGGAGGAACAUGAAGCUACAUUCGGAGAAAAGCGAUUUCUGUUGGGCAAGGCCAGUGACUACUGCAUCGUAGAAAAGUGGAGGGGCUCAGAGCGGGCCCUUCCUCCCCUGACGAGGAUCCUGAAGCUGUGGAAGGCUUGGGGAGAUGAACAACCCAACAUGCAGUUUGUUUUGGUUAAAACAGAUGCCUUUCUCCCAGUUCCACUGUGGCGGACAGCUGAAACCAAACUAGUGCAAACUAAUGAAAAGCCUUGGGAGCUCAGCCCAGCGAAUUACAUGAAAACUUUACCACCAGAUAAACAAAAACGAAUCGUCAGGAAAACCUUCCGGAAACUGGCUAAAAUUAGGCAGGACACAGGUUCUCACGAUCGAGACAAUAUGGAGUGUUUAGUUCAUCUGAUUAUUUCUCAGGACCACACGAUUCACCAGCAAGUGCAAAGAAUGAAAGAGUUAGAUAUGGAAAUUGAAAAAUGUGAAGCUAAGAUCCACUUGGACCGAGUAGGGAAUGAUGGAGCCAAUUACGUUCAGGAGGCCUAUUUAAUGCCUAGGUUCGGUGAAGAAGAGCAGAAGCUAGACAUUCAAUCUGAGGAUAAUCAAGCUCCAGAGGACCUGAAUGAUGGUGAGGGGAUGGCGCAGCUGGAGGAACAGCUGCAAUACUACAGAGCGCUCAUCGAUAAACUCUCUGCUGAGAUUGAGAGAGAGGUGAAGGGUGCAGGGAUUGAUGGGAGUGAAGACAUGGAGGGGGCAGCUGCCUGUGAGCUGGAAAACUCAGAUUUGGAAAGUGUUAAGUGCGAUUUGGAGAAAAGUAUGAAAGCUGGUUUGAAAAUCCACUCUCACUUGAGUGGCAUCCAGAGAGAGAUUAAAUACAGUGACUCACUGCUUCAGAUGAAAGCAAGGGAGUAUGAACUCCUAGCCAAGGAGUUCAGUUCACUUCACAUUAGCAACAAGGAUGGAUGUCAGGGAAAAGAAAACAGAGGAAAGGAAGCUGAGGCUCCCAGCAGCAACGGGGAGAUCCCUCCAUUAACUCAAAGGGUGUUUAACACGUAUACAAAUGACACCGAUUCAGACACUGGCAUCAGUUCCAACCACAGUCAGGACUCAGAAACGACUCUGGGAGAUGUGCUACUGCUGGCAACUUAACUACCAUGGUUUCUUUCUGACCUUAAAUGAUGUUUUGUGUGAUUUAACUAGGAACUCUAUUGUGUAUAUAACUUUGUGAAAGUGUAAACCCUGCUAAAGUGUUCAGUAGUUAAUAAAAACUAAUAGCCACCACUGCUUGUUUUCAUAUAGUAUUUCUAAGUUGACUUUAUUCUAGGUCCACAUGAAGGACUGUGUAUUAGGAAUGCAGUAAAUAAGCUUAUGGUUACGUAACGCAGACGCAAUCUAAUGAGAACUGAUGGAUGAUUCCCGCAGAGCUUCUAUGAGACGUGAAUGAGAUGAACUUAAAAAUCGUUCUCAACGUUGUUCAUCAAACCAUUCAUACUGCAAGCAUGAAGUAAAAUCAACAUGUUUCUCUUUUUUUUUUUUGAUAUUUUAUCAUUAGAAUGUGUAAGUCUGUAAAAGUGCAGGUAUACUCCUAUGUCAUAUAUGUCAUAUAUGGAUUAAUUCAAAUCUUGUUAUCUUUUUAAUAGACUGCAAAAUGUACUGUGUGAGUCUUUUCCUGACUGCUGUUUAAAUGUAGGGACAGGAAGUUGUUGGGACAUAUAUGAUUCCUGACAGUGGAUUACAUUGGGUGCAGAUGAGGCAAAGCCAAGUGCUAUACACAGUCAGGUUCUUCUUCUUUUUUUUUUCCUGAGCAAAUUCUAACAUGAAAAAUGAGCUAUGCACAAGCUUCUUCUGCUCAUUAGACCCUCUGAUCAAACCAAUGCUGGGUGCAAGUUCAUUUUACGUGAGGAGUCACAGUGUAGGCUAAUGAAGAAAUCAGUCAAAGUUUUAUUUGUGCCUUGACUAUAAAAGUAUUGAAGUGGAGUAUAUGGCCGUUUGUAUGGAUAUAUCAGUGUUCUCUUCUCUGGGAGCAUGCAGAGUAGAAAUAAAUUUUUAUUCUCAUACACCAUCAACCAUCUGACAGAGGAAAUCCCGGGUACUUGAAUAAAGAAGUACUUUUAGGCUCCCCCAAGCACAUUAAGGGAAAUUCAAGAAACUGAAUGGAUUAUUUGGAUUCUGUCUUUACUGACAAUUACAAUGUUUUUGUUUGGCUUUGAUAGAUAUGUACUCUCUCUCUCGUCUUCUUGCUAGCUUACUUUCUCCUCCUAUUUGCCUUCUCUUUCUCCUUUCCUUGAAGGAAGACCAGGAUGACAUCACAACCCAAAACAUUCAUUUUAUCAUGUUGUUGUUAACUGAAUACUGAUGUACGUCUAAUUUUCUUUAGUUGGCACAUUUCACACAUGUCAGGAUGCAAGAAGUAGAAAUGUUGUUUGAUGUAUUCACAGUAUGUAGACAUUAGCUAUUAUUCCUAGGACAUUUCUUUUUGAUACACAUUUUAUAACUUUUAACUGUUCUCUCUUUUAAAGCUUGGAGGCUUUAAGAUUUUUUACCAGCUUUAUUUGGAAUUCAAUGUCUCUUUCCAGAUGUUCUUUCUUCCUUCCUUCUUUACCUUCUUCAUAUAUCUUUGGGAAGACACUUGUAUUUCUAGAAAGUUUCAUAUCUGAAAACUACCCACAUUACCAUUUCUUAAAAUAAGAAUAUUUUCAGGCCAUACAAUAAGAAUUUCCAUGGAAAUAUUGAGAUCAUAAAUUAUAUUUUUUAAAGGAAGGAUGGAAUAGACCUUUGUAAAAAUAGAAAAACUCUCUUAUAUGACACCUCAUUAGAUCAUUAAAGCACAUGAUAACUUGUUGACAAAUUUGUUACUGAAAGAGAUUAAAUUCAUAAGAUUAUCAUAAAUGAUAAGCCAUCUGUUACUUUGAUUUUCUAAAAUGAAAGCUAUCUCUUUGGAUUAUACUUUUAAGAAAACAAGUGUUGCAUAUCUCGCUAUACAACUUGACUACCUUUUCUAACUUCAUAAAGAGUUGUGGUAAGGAUUAGACAUAGAGUUUCGCUUUAGGAACUUUGAAUUAACUUUUGCUUUCACACAGUAACUUAGAAUUAUGGUGACUAAGGUGCAAUUCUGCAUUUUCCUUUAAAGAGUUUUUAGAACUUCUGUAAGAAUGCAGUCGUUUUAAACUCAUUGUAGAGUUUAUGCUUUUCCUUAAUUAUUAAAAUGUAUCUGUGCCCUUGCUCAUUACAUGAAAACACAUGGCAAUUAGUUUCCAUGGUGAUACUCUAAUAUAGUCUAAUAUGAGCAUAUUUAUGCACAUAGAAAAAGUGAGUGAUCUCAUGGAUACUACUCUAUUUAUUGUUAAGUUGAUGGUUAAGCUUAUAAAUGCAGGAUUUGAAUGUUUAAUGCUUUAAUUAUCUUUAGAAACUUAGCAAAUUACAAGCCCUUAAGUAGCCUGGCAGAUUAAUCAUGAAAUGGGCAUAUGCAGCUAGAAGUAGACAGCCAUGGCUAAAGAUGUUGAUUUUUUUUCCCAGGACUAGUUUCUCAGAGCAUGCCUGGUGUUUGUGCAUCCUUCUGCUCCUAUAUGCUGAAAUGGUACCUACUUUCCUUCUUUCUGUUUUUGAAGACAGGGUUUCCCUGUGAAGUCCUGGCUGUCCUGGAACCCUUCUGCCUUCAGAACUCUGCCUCCUGAUUACAGGUAUUAAAGGCCUGCACCAACAUGCCCAGUAACUACAUCUGGUAUGCUGGAGUGCUCUUUUAUUUCAGACAACUGUGCUUCUUCUGGCAAUUCUAAUCUUUUAUCUCUGAACUUACAAAUAUCCUAGAUGUACUUCUCUUGUGCUUCUCUUAUAUAGGAUGCUUUCUGUAUUUAUAUAUUUCUCUAACUCCACUCAGUAGAGUUUUAUCUUACUAUGUUAUUAUCUGCCUUUCUAACUCGAUUUGUUAUUACUGACUUCUUAGCCUCUUGUUCUAUUUGUGAAUUGAAUUGCUAAACUAUAAAGGAUUGUAACAUAUUUUUGUGAAAUUUUGUAUUAUAUUUAGUUGUGUAAUUUUUAGAUAAUCAUGAACAUUAUCAGGCUUAAAAAUAUUAGCAGGAAUUCUACUUGUAAAUUUAGGGCGUGAACACUAGAACUUCACAUUGCUAAGAAUUUUAUCAAUAUGAUAUCAUUUUUAAAUUAACAUGAAAAAGUGUAUAUUUUUAA
This is a messenger RNA of Grammomys surdaster, 4690 nucleotides long. RefSeq names its product Ras association domain family member 9 (gene Rassf9). Gene Ontology annotation, biological process: signal transduction. The record is from RefSeq and is a predicted model, not a curated record. The coding region runs from base 347 to 1654 and encodes 435 amino acids. NCBI's taxonomy places the organism in Eukaryota, Metazoa, Chordata, Mammalia, Rodentia, Muridae. The transcript is spliced from 2 exons.